Glycine soja is the source of this 3841-nucleotide messenger RNA. Its product is annotated as protein unc-13 homolog. NCBI's taxonomy places the organism in Eukaryota, Viridiplantae, Streptophyta, Magnoliopsida, Fabales, Fabaceae. Bases 242 to 3202 code for a protein of 986 amino acids. The record is from RefSeq and is a predicted model, not a curated record. The transcript has 5 exons.
AAUAAUGUUUAUUAAAUAUUGAGUUGUUUAAUUUAUACAACUUAAAACUUAAUUAAUCCUCAAAUUUAUGGUAAUAUUUGGAAGUAAUAAAAAAGAAAGAAUGCAAGAAAAGUAAAAAGAGAAAGAAAGAAGAGGCAGUGUCCCUAUCUGAUCUCAACAUCAGUUUUAGCCUGUAUGUAUGUAGUCCAUCCUCUUGACUCUCUCUUCUUCUCUUUGCUUCUCUUCUUUCUCUCUCUCAACAAUGGCUCAUCUCUUCAGAGACCUCUCAUUGGGCCACUCCAAGAGAGACUCCACGCCGCCGCUGCCGCCACCGCCGAUAAUGCCUCCCAAGCCCGCCGCCGUCACCGCCGCCGACGACCUUCCCUCUCCGCUCGGCCAACUCUCCGCCAGUCUCUCCGAUUCCGACCUCGCGCUAACGGCGUACGAGAUCUUCGUCGCCGCGUGCCGCACCUCCUCCGGCAAGCCUCUCAGUUCCGCUGCCAACCACUCCUCCACCAAUUCGCCGAGUCAGAACUCUCCGAACUCGCCCGCGCUCCAGCGAUCCAUAACCUCCACAGCCGCCAGCAAGGUCAAGAAGGCCUUCGGUCUGAAAUCUCCCGGUUCGGCCUCCAGAAAGAGCCCUGGCUCCGGUUCGGGCCAGGGAAAGCCCAAGCGCCCUCUCACCGUCGGCGAACUCAUGCGCAACCAGAUGAGGGUUUCCGAAGCCAUGGAUUCGCGCGUUCGACGCGCGCUGCUCAGGAUUUCCGCUGGCCAGGUUGGAAGAAGGAUUGAGUCUGUGGUGGUUCCGCUUGAGUUGUUGCAGCAGCUCAAGGCUUCGGAUUUUACUGAUCAGCAAGAGUACGAUGACUGGCAGAAGAGGACCUUGAAGGUUCUGGAAGCUGGUUUGAUUUUGCAUCCUCACAUGCCGUUGGAUAAGUCCAAUUCCGCUGUGCAGCGUCUGCGGCAGAUUGUUCAUGCUGCAUUGGAUAAGCCUAUAGAAACCGGGAAGAAUACUGAGUCUAUGCAGGUUCUUCGUAGUGCUGUUAUGUCUCUUGCGAAUAGGUCAUAUGACGGGUCUUAUGUUGAUUCGUGCCACUGGGCGGAUGGGAUUCCUCUGAAUCUGCGGCUUUAUGAAAUGCUUCUGCAAUCCUGCUUUGAUGCUAAUGAUGAAUCAUCGAUUAUUGAGGAAUUUGAUGAGCUAAUGGAACAAAUCAAGAAGACCUGGGGAAUCCUUGGAUUGAAUCAGACGCUGCAUAAUCUCUGUUUCACUUGGGUUUUGUUUCACCGGUUUGUCGUGACUGGCCAGCUGGACUUGGACUUGCUGUCUGCUGCUGACGGCCAGCUGGCGGAAGUUGCGAAAGAUGCAAAGACAACAAAAGAUGCAGAAUAUUCCAAAGUUUUGAGUUCUACAUUGACUUCAAUUAUGGGGUGGGCUGAGAAAAGGCUCCUUGCUUAUCACGAAACUUUUGACCGGGGAAAUGUUGAAACCAUGCAGGGCAUUGUCUCUUUAGGGGUAGCAGCAGCUAAGAUUUUGGUUGAAGAUAUAUCCAAUGAGUAUCGCCGGAGGAGAAAAAAUGAAGUCAAUGUGGCACGUGAAAGAAUUGAAACUUACAUCAGGUCAUCACUGCGUACUGCUUUUGCCCAGAUAAUGGAGAAAGCUGACUCCAGCAGGAGAGCGUCCAAAAAUCAGCCAAAUGCUCUUCCUGGCCUUGUCAUCCUUGCAAAGGAUGUAGGUAGCCUGGCAGUCAAUGAAAAGCAAGUGUUCAGUCCAAUACUUAAGAGAUGGCAUCCUUUGGCAGCAGGUCUUGCUGUGGCCACCCUUCAUGCAUGCUAUGGAAACGAAUUGAAGCAAUUCAUAUCAGGAAUCACAGAAUUGACACCUGAUGCUGUUCAAGUUUUGAGAGCCGCAGAUCAGUUGGAGAAAGACCUUGUGCAGAUAGCUGUUGAGGAUUCAGUGGAAAGUGAAGAUGGUGGUAAGGCAAUUAUCCGUGAGAUGCCUCCUUACGAGGCUGAAGGUGCAAUUGCCAAUCUUGUGAAAAUAUGGAUCAAGACUAGAAUAGACAGACUGAAGGAAUGGGUCGACAGAAAUCUGCAGCAAGAGCUGUGGAGUGCUCAAGCAAAUCAGGAAGGAUAUGCCCCAUCUGCUGUUGAAGUUUUGCGAAUUAUAAAUGAAACUUUAGAUGCUUUCUUUCAGCUUCCAAUACCGAUGCAUCCUGCAUUGCUUCCUGAAGUAAUGAAUGGUCUUGACAGAUGCCUUCAGUACUAUGUUAUCAAAGCAAAAUCUGGCUGCGGAUCACGGAACACAUUUCUUCCAACAAUGCCUGCGUUGACCAGAUGCACUAUUGGUUCAAAGUUUCAGGGCUUUGGGAAGAAAAAGGAUAAAUCUCCAAAUCCUCAGAAGAGAAAUCCUCAGGUUGCAACAAAUGGGGAUAGCUCCUCGGGAAUACCCCAACUCUGUGUUCGCAUAAAUACUUUGCAAUGGAUCCUGGGUGAAUUUGAUGUUCUGGAAAAAAGAAUAAUUACCCUUUUACGGAACUCUGAAUCUGCUCAUGUAGAAGAUUUUUCAAAUGGAUUAGCAAAGAAGUUUGAACUAUCUCCAGCUGCAUGUCUUGAAGGAAUUCAGCAACUCUGUGAAGCUGCAGCAUAUAGAAUUGUCUUCCAUGAUCUAAGCCAGGUAUUAUGGGAUGGUUUAUAUGUUGGGGAUCCAGCAUCUUCAAGGAUUGAGCCAUUUCUUCAGGAACUUGAGCGGAAGUUAAUGUUCAUUUCAGAUACUGUUCAUGAAAGAAUUCGCACACGAAUUAUUACUGAAAUAAUGAGAGCUUCCUUUGAUGGAUUCUUGCUUGUAUUGCUUGCUGGAGGUCCCUCACGUUCUUUUACCCGGAAGGACUCUCAGAUCAUAGAGGAUGAUUUCAAGUUUCUCAAGGAGUUGUUUUGGGCAAAUGGGGAUGGUUUGCCUUCUGAAUUAAUAGAUAAAUUUUCAACUACUGCAAGGUCUAUCCUUCCCCUUUUCAGAACUGACACAGAGACCCUCAUUGAGCAGUUCAAACGGUUGACCAUGGAGACAUAUAAAUCCUCUGCCAGGUCCAAACUCCCAUUACCUCCAACUUCUGGACAGUGGAAUCCAUCAGAACCAAACACAUUGUUACGUGUUUUGUGCUAUAGAAAUGAUGAAUCAGCUUCUAAGUUUCUGAAGAAGGCAUAUGAUCUGCCUAAGAAACUUUAACAACCUUGAGAACCAGUUAAUGGAAUGGCAAACUGUGAUGUACUGGGAGUGGGAGAUGCAUUCUGUUUAAUUUGUCUGGUUCUGCUGGUAUAUAGUACAACGUUGUCCAGCAGGUAAUUUAUGUGAAUUGUUGAGCAAGAUUUACGUCAGGAUGCGACCAUCCUGUAAGACAUCGGGAAUAUUGGCCAGAGGCUUAGUGCUACCGCCGUGUUCUCCAAGUCCGAAGUUAGGCAGCAUAAAUCUUGGCCAUGAUUAUGGCUGACUUAUUUGCGAAGGUAGUUGAAUAUUCUUUCUGAUUCAUUAAUUAUUGGAUGAUUAGAGAUAUCUCACGGUGGUUUAUUCUGUGUUUAGCUUAAGUUUUCCUUUUACCUUCUGAGGCUGCCCUCUCUCUCUAUAUAUAGUAUGAAAAUGGCAUCUAUGUUCUCAUUAUUCUUUUGUUAAAUUCCUUUGGAUUGGGUUGUCCCUUUUACUAGUAUGAAAUGCAGGCGGUGUAUAAUAGCCUAUUUGUUGAUUGGAAGUUUCUGCAACUAUUUCUUAGUAUGAAUGAAAAGGCCGGCAUUGAUUGUAAGCUGAGAUUUAACAUUGUACAUAUGCUAAUUCAGCACUUUUUUAUGUUAUACAUGUCCCUCUUUAGUUAGA